Molecule: messenger RNA, 759 nt
Organism: Camelina sativa (false flax)
Lineage: Eukaryota; Viridiplantae; Streptophyta; Magnoliopsida; Brassicales; Brassicaceae
Source: RefSeq, a predicted model, not a curated record
GUACUAGAUAAUGACGGUGAGGCAGGAAUCCACGAUUAUAGACGUUACUAAUGACAAAUUGUCAUCGCCAGGAAGUCCUUUUAAGGGAAUCAUCAAUAACAGAGUUUCACAUGCCAUCUGAGUUGCUUGCCAAAGUUGCUAGUUUUUUGGGAGAAGAUGGUGUGGACGGUUUGAAGAAUUUGCUAGCUGCUGGUAAACAAGGUUUUGAUGUUGUGUACUCCCACGAGUGUCUGUCAACCGUACGUAUUGACAAGUCCGAAGAAAUCCUAUGGUGGUCAAUGAGCCACUCGAAAUACUAUUCAUUCUUCGCGAAAUGUCUAAUUCAUGGGAAUCCUUACGCAUUGUGGGCUCAAAAUAACAAAAGACUUGCUUACGCAGACUUCGUCCGUGCAUGUUAUAGAGGCCAGAGCUGGUCGGAAGCUUAUGUAGCGGGGUCAUCUACUUAUGAAAUUGAUUACCAUGUUAUUUCACCACCGGCGACGGAUCAGAGAGUGAGUCGUCCCCGAUGCCCACGAUGUGCAAGAAGAACUACUCGUCGGCAUCACUUCACAAACGUUCCUGAAUGUGGUCAUCAAUUCCACAACUAGAAGGGGAAACUUUUAUCAAUCCCUUGUUAUCUUAUGCUCUUUAGAAUGUGUUUUGUUUGUUUUCCCUUCUUUAAAAAUGUUGGUUUCGAGAGCAAACCCAUCUAAUGCUAUUAAGUAUGUCUAUCAAAUAUGAAGAAUGAUCGUAGCGUGGGUGUUUUUUUUUCUAAGCUUC